This is a messenger RNA of Phragmites australis (common reed), 2154 nucleotides long. Its product is annotated as protein PIN-LIKES 6-like. The transcript is spliced from 12 exons. Gene Ontology annotation, biological process: endoplasmic reticulum to cytosol auxin transport. Gene Ontology annotation, cellular component: membrane. NCBI's taxonomy places the organism in Eukaryota, Viridiplantae, Streptophyta, Magnoliopsida, Poales, Poaceae. The coding region runs from base 354 to 1655 and encodes 433 amino acids. The record is from RefSeq and is a predicted model, not a curated record.
AUAGCAGCCCAACCGACCCGGCCCCGUCUCGUCGUUUCUUCUCGGAAGCCAGCAGCGCCCAGAUCCCACCCGCUCCGCAAACCACCGCCACUUCCACUGUCCCCUGCCUGGCCUCGGAUCAAAGCAGUAAUACGCUUAAUCGCGGCCGGUUCGAGCCCUCUCCGGUCGCGGGACGCGCUUGCGCACUAGCAGGAUUUCUCCCGGGAGGCCUCAGCCUCGGCUCUCGGCCCCCUCCCUCCCCGCGCGAGUCCCCUGGGUCUCGAGACUCGCGCGUUGCGUGGGCCACUGGGUCCUGGUUGUGAAGCCGGAAAGGCAAGGAAAGAAGGCUUCAGAGUCUGGUCUGGGUUCAAGCCAUGAUGGAGAGGUCGCUGCUGGAGGCGCUGGCCACGGCGGCGCAGGGAGGCACCACGGGGACGUCGGUGCUGGACAUGCUCAAGUACGCCGUGCUGCCCAUCGCCAAGGUGUUCACCGUCUGCUUCAUGGGGUUCCUCAUGGCCUCCAAGUACAUCAACAUCCUCCAGCACAACGGCCGCAAGCUUCUCAACGGGCUUGUGUUUUCGCUUCUGCUUCCUUGCCUUAUAUUUUCCCAAUUGGGUAGAGCAAUCACAAUCGAAAAGAUGAUACAAUGGUGGUAUAUUCCAGUAAAUAUUGUUGUAGGAGCAGUGUCUGGAUCUUUGAUUGGCUUUGUUGUGGCAUCUAUCAUCCGACCCCCUUACCCGUACUUCAAGUUCACUGUUAUCCAUAUAGGAAUAGGAAAUAUUGGAAAUAUACCUCUGGUCCUCAUUGCAGCAUUAUGUCGGGAUCCAUCUAAUCCGUUUGGUGACUCUGAUAAAUGCAACCAAGAUGGAAAUGCAUAUAUCUCAUUUGGUCAAUGGGUUGGUGCAAUUAUUGUUUACACAUAUGUAUUCAAGAUGCUUGCUCCACCACCAGGACAGACCUUUGAUGGCUCUGAAGAAGACGAACUUCCAAUCAAGGCAUCUGGAGAGAAUGCAGUGCCCCAACUAGGUAAAUAUCCAACAAGCAUUUGCACAAGUACUGUAGCAGAGGAUGAGCCUCUGUUAUCCGCUGAGGAAGUUCAAAAUGAAAGUGCCACUUCUUUGGGAUCAAAGAUAAUGGGCCAUGUUAAAUGUGUUGUUAGAUUCCUAAAAGACAAGCAGCUUCUCCAACCACCAAUUAUUGCAUCUGCUUUUGCAAUUGUCAUUGGUGUUGUCCCAUUCUUGAAGAAUUUUGUCCUUACGGAUGAUGCACCUCUGUUCUUUCUUACAGACAGCUGCCUCAUUCUUGGGGAAGCUAUGAUCCCAUGCAUUUUACUUGCUGUUGGGGGCAAUCUUGUUGAUGGUCCUGGUGAAGGAAGUAAAAGGCUUGGUGUACGUACCACCGUGGCUAUAAUUUUUGCGCGGUUGGUCUUGGUCCCUCUUGCUGGGGUUGGCAUUGUCUUGUUAGUUGAUAAACUUGGUUUCAUUCCAAAAGGAGACAAAAUGUUCAAGUUUGUCCUGCUACUACAACAUUCUAUGCCCACAUCGGUGCUGUCAGGUGCUGUUGCAAACCUGAGAGGGUGUGGAAAAGAAUCAGCUGCGAUCUUGUUCUGGGUUCACAUUUUUGCCGUGUUCUCCAUGGCAGGAUGGAUCAUUUUCUAUUUGAGCUUGCUCUUCUAAGGCAAUUGAUCUGCAGAUACCUACUGCACAGGAAGAUCUUAAAAAGAAAUUUCAUCCAAAGUCGACGACGAAAAUAUUGCCAUGACCUGUACAAUAGCCACUAAAUCACGCCGAAAGCUUUAGAGGUACGAGUUGUAUCAGUACAGAUAUACGGUUACUCCAAUGCUAUGGUAACUGUGGUUUCCUCCCGCUGCUACGAGCAGUGAGCGAUGAGAAUUCGAUAUGAGCGUACAGCGUGUUGCACUGCUGCUACAAUCAGAUUAUUACACCGAACCCUUUAGAUCGGGAUGCCAUGCUCUUCCAAUCACUACACAUAUUUUCUUUUUUCUUUUUCAAAAUAAUGUAGGACCCCAUAAUCUCGAUUCAAUCCUCUACUUGGUCAAUGUCUAUGUUUGAGAACUCGUAUUCAAAUACAGUAGCAUAAUUGUAUAAUACUGUAUCUCUUUUGCAUGCCCAUUAUAGCGUGUCGAUUGUGCGGCACAUCGUAUUUCCUAUUGUA